Molecule: messenger RNA, 783 nt
Organism: Helobdella robusta
Lineage: Eukaryota; Metazoa; Annelida; Clitellata; Rhynchobdellida; Glossiphoniidae
Exons: 6
Coding region: 284-766 (160 amino acids)
Source: RefSeq, a predicted model, not a curated record
CAACAACAACAACAGCCGUUUUAUACAACCAGCCACUGUUUUCCAAUAUUCUUCACAGGGUCAGCCAGUUAACCUACACCACCUAGCAAAUCCCGGUCAAAUUGAAUUUUUUGUUGCCGGAAAUCACGUAGUCGCCCCUCUGAUUCAAACGCUCCCCGCGCAGACGGACCGAAUAUUGCAGCAGCAGCAGCAACAACAACAACAAAAUUUACGAUCUGUAGUGAACCACCUACAACCGGGUUCGAUUGCGCAACAGGGCAGUCCGGAAAACUUCCAGAGAAAUAUGCUGAACAAGCCAAUAGUGUGGCAGGGUAUGCUAGCACUUAAGAACGACAGUGCCACGGUGCAGAUGCACUACGUGUCCGGCAGUGAUGCACUCAUCAAGGCCUCACUCCCCGACAACAUGACCACGCUACGGAUAGCCCAGAGGAUGAGAUUGGAGCCCAACCAGCUGGAACAAGUUACCAAACGAAUGGCCGAAUCGGAAUACACCAUGUUGUUAGCCGUACCCUCGGGCCAUGAUCACGUGGGCCUCAUGACGCAGAGCCACAACCUACAGAUGUAUUUCAUUCAGUACCUCCAACAGAAGCAGGCCGCCGGCAUUGUUAACAUAUUCCAACCUAAUACUAAUCAGGCUGCCUACGUGGUCCACAUAUUUCCACCAUGCGAAUUUUCACUUGGGAGUCUGAGAUCCAAGCUGUCUCCAGAGGCCCUCCACAGUUUAACUGACGGUGGCUAUCUUCUCAUCAUCAUCACCACUUGCUAAUGUAAUCAUAUAUAUAU